CGCAAGCAGGGCUGCAGGCCUCCGAGGCCAUUGGGGAACAGCUGCAGAGGGAAGGAAGACGGCUCGGAGCUGCAUUUUACAAGGAGCUCUCAGCUGCUGUCUCAUGACUGGCUCGGUCUCCUGGAAGGUGGCUCUGCUCUCGAAGCCAUAAAGAAGAGGAGCAGAGAAGCAGCAGCAGUGCAGGGAGCUCCAGCUACUGGGAGCCAAGGCAGAGAGGGGGCAGCUGUACCCCCUGCCCCGUGCUGAGCCAGGGAAAAUGAGCUGCCCGUCCACCCAGAGCGGGGAGCAGAUCGAGCCGCUCAGGUACCUCAGCCGCGUGGAGGCGGAAGCCAUCGAGAAGGAGCUGCUGGAAGAUUACAGAUUUGGUCGCCAGCAGCUGAUUGAGAUCUGGGGACAUGCCAGCGCCAUGGCUGUGACCAAGGUGUUCCCUUUGCCGUCCCUCCCAAGGAAGCAGCCCACAGUGCUUGUGGUGUGUGGUCCCGAUCAGAACGGUGCCAUCGGCUUGGUGUGCGCGCGGCAUUUGCGGGUGUUUGAAUACGAGCCGACCAUCUUUUACCCCAAGCGGUCCCUGAAUUCCCUGUAUCGGGAUUUCACCACCCAGUGUGAAAAGAUGGACAUCCCCUUCCUCUCGUACCUGCCGACAGAGGUCCAGCUGAUCAAUGACGCCUACAACAUGGUGAUUGACGCCAUCCUGGGAGCCGACGCUGAGCCGGGGGAGGUGAAGGAGCCUUAUGCCAGCAUCUUAGGCACCCUGAAACAGAUCCGGAUCCCCAUCAUCAGCCUGGAUGUGCCCUCAGGGUGGGACGUGGAGACGGGAAACAGCGAGGGAAUCAGCCCUGACAUCCUCGUCUCCUUGACCGCGCCCAAGCAAUGCGCAACCCGCUUCCUGGGCAGGCACCACUUCCUCGCUGGCCGCUUCCUGCCCUACGAUGUGCAGAAGAAAUUUGAGCUCAACCUGCCCGAAUACUCAGGCACAGAGUGUGUGGUUUCGCUUUAAGGUUCUGGGGGAAGCGGGGGCGGGGAGGGGAGUUGGGGGUGGGGAGAGAGGAAAAGCCACCCAGCUCCUUCAGAAUAAAAAGGCUUCAAAGCGUUUUGUAUUUUUUGAGCAGCUGGGUGACUCCCUGCUGGGAUACUGUGUCCGGGCAGCAGGGCCUGGCUUCCCAUCCAGAGGGCAUGCAGCUCCCAGGGAGGGCGUCUGCUGGCAGGAGGUCCUUGGGCACCUCAGGCCACCGUGACCAAGCCUUCAUGUUGAUCAUUUAAACUCGGGGGGGUGCCCAGGGGAUCAAAGGCAGCACUGAACCGAACCCCUCUCCUCCCAUGGGUCCCACACCCCCAGCGUCUCAGCCCAGGCCGCGGGGUUGAAUUGUGGAGUCACAGGGGCAACUGUGUCAUUUUGUGGCAGGGUGAGGAAGGCCGGGUGGCUUGUUCCUGCCAGGAGCUCAGAUACCCCAGCAAUGGGCACCCAUGUAAGCGCCUUGCUGAAUAGGUCCCUCCAAGAUGAAUUGUCUCCCAAAGGCAGGUGGGGGAUGUACGGCAGGAAGAAACAUGCGCUCAGCCCCUGGCAGGACAGGCCCAGCUGACCUCAUAGGCCUUUCCCAUCACUCACUGCCCUGAUCCACGUGUUGGGAUUUCUCAGUGCCCUUUUCGCAGGAAUCCUUUGUGAACAGGAGCCUGCUCUGUAGCCAACCAGUUGGCAGGUUGCUGCUGCCGUGAGCCGAGGAAAGAGCAGAGAGAGGCAGGAUCAGGAGGCGAUUUCCUACUUCUCGCCCCGUGGGCCUCAGCUGCUGCUCUUGUCGGCGAUCUGCCCGCAUGUGGAAAGGGAAGGAAAUGACCUCCCUCUGCACUUGCUGUAACUGCCCAGCUGCCCCUCAGCCAGAGAACAGGGCUGUCCUUGGGCUGCGGCCUGGUGUGCUCUGGACAUUGGGCCUAGAAGGUUUCUGUGUUGCUCUCCCCGAGCUGCCAAGAGCUAGGGGUCACUGAGCCGCCUCGGAGCUGGGGGAAUGGCUGGGUGGCCAUCGCCCAAGGGGUAACCACCGAGGAAGGCCGUGGGUUCACGGGGUAGUCAGCACUGCCCUGCUUAGCAGGUGUCCCCCAGCGCUGGCUCAGUGCAGUGAUGGGGGCGGGGGUCCAGCGCAUGUCACUAGCAAAGGAUUCCCCUAGAGGUAACAGGCACCCAGGCUAGCCCCAUGGCCAGCAGGCUAACUCCCGGAGGCAACAGCGAUUUGGGCAGCUCCCCAGUGAAUCCUGCCCGAAGCGGUGGCCGGUGCUGUUCCUAGCCUGGCUGCUUUGCCAUGCGGGGAGAAGCCUGCAUUUUUCUGCAGAUCAGUGAAAUCUCCAGGGGCCAGAUGCACCCCCUCCCUGCCCCCACAUCGUCUUCCACCUGUUCUGAGCUAAAGCUCUUGGUGGCCACUCCGUUUGCACCAGCUCCUGGUUCCCAGGUGCAGCAAAACGACAAAGCAGUGCUUAGGUGGUAGCGUUCCCUUUCCCCGUGGAAACUCCCUUGGGUGCAAACUCCCCUGGGUGCAAACUCCCCUGGGAACUGGCCCGGCGAGUGUUCUCUGAAGUAGGAAGCACAGUAGGCUGGAUGAGACCGAUUUUAUUACAAGGGCUUAGUAGCUGUUAGCAGCCCUGCCUCCCUCCCUGUACUGUUAGCAAGACCCAGCGAGAGAGGGGGACCUACUGCUGUUUACGCAGCAAACCCUCCAUCCCAGCUCAGCUUGUUCCAUUUAUGUUGGUACAUUUCUUCUUUGGGGAGCUGGAGUUUGUAUGACACGGGAGCAUUGAUGCUGAGUGAGAGCAUGGCUCAGUCUUGGGAAGCUCACGCAGCGUACUGCCCGGUCCAGGGGGCUGCACAGCCUCCCCAAAUCUGGCCCAAUAUGCUGCCUUGGGGCCCUCGUGUCAUAGAGUCCCUGGGCAAUGCUCUGGAACUGCUCCCCAUGAAGCCAGUCAGGACUCUGGGGCAGUCGCCUUUCUGUGAGCAGCCUGUCUUCAGGACACACAGCUCACCCGGCUUCCACCUUCCUGGGUCUGACCUCGGAGCAUUCAGCGUCCUCUGCCCCUCCGUGUGCUUCCCACAGCGAGUCCACUCAGGCGGGGCUCCUGGGGAAGCCAGAGGGUCCUGCCCCCCAACUCCGCAGUCAGACCUGACUCUCAGCCAGCCAGUAAAACAGAGGUUUAUUAGACUACAGGAACAUGGUCUAAAACAGAGCUUGCAGGUGCAGAGAACCGGAUCCCUCAGCUGGGUCCAUUUUGGGGGGUAGUGAGCCAGACAACCCCGUCUGCCCUUCUUUCCAUGUCUCCAUCCAGACCCAAACUGAAGCUCCCUCCAGCCCCUCCUCCCCUGGGCUUUGUUCCUUUCCCAGGCCAGGAGGUCACCUGAUUCCUUUGUUCUCCAACCCUUUAGCUCUCACCUUGCAGGGGGGGAAGGGCCCAGGCCAUCAGUUGCCAGGAAACAGGGUGUUGGCCAUUCUCUGUGUCUAGAACCCUGCACACACCUGCCCUCUAGGGCUCUGCAAUGAUCAUACACCCUUACCCCACCACCUAGAUACUUAAGAACUGCAUAGGGGAAACUGAGGCACCCCCACACUAUUCAGAGGAAACAUUAAGAACAGUCCCACUUCGUCACACCUCGGUGCCAGCAGAUAACAUAAGAACAUAAGAAUGGCCCUACUAGGUCAGACCAAAGGUCCAUCUAGCCCAGUGUCCUGUUUUCCGACAGCAGCCAGUGCCAGGUGUCCCAGAGGGAGUGACCAGACCAGGGAAUCAUCAAGUGACCCAUUGCCUGUCACCCAUUCCCAGCUUCUGGCAAACAGAGGCCAGGGGCACCAAGGCAGCAGGACCUGCCCCCGCCCACCCUCCCAUAGCAUUUAAGGUGGGGUCUGGGGUGAGUCACACAUGGCCUGAUUCUCCACCAGGGCAGCUAAGCAGAAUUUUGUCGAAGCAAGAUCAAGGCCAGAGCCUCCCUACAGCUUCCUUCUCCCCACGCACAUGAGGCAAGCGACUUGCUUCGAUGGCCCCUAGUGGCUCCGCAGGGCCACAGCUCUGGCCUGGUUAUGCUCCAGGAUGCUUUGGCCACUCCCCACAUGGACUCUGGUUUGUCUGAUGGAGGCCCUGUGGCACUGUCUGGACACUGAUUUUCCAGCUCCUGCCUUUACCUCCCCUGACCUGAGCAUGCCACUGAUCCACAAACGGGAGGCCCACGACCCGCUGUGCUCUGCCAACCCUGCCGCCUGCUGAGGUCACGCAAGGUAAGCUGCAGGCUGGGCAGGGCGAGCCAGGGGAAUCGUGUGUGUGUGUGUGUGUGUGUGUGUAGACAGUGAUAUGCUCUUUUAAUGAGGAUUAUCCAAGUCAGUCCGCCCCGCAGGGGGAACUGAACGGACUAGAGAAUCCGGGCCAGGCAUUGUGUGGUGGAGCACAGCGGGGCAGGUGGCUCCCUUGGGAUUUGUUCCUGCGGGUGUUGAAUGUUUCUGUGUCUCUGGGCUCCUGGAGCUUUGUCGUUUGUGUGCAAACAGAGAGCCAGGGGAGAAUGCUGCUAAUAAAGAUGGGCUUGGAACCGA
This is a messenger RNA of Caretta caretta (loggerhead turtle), 4556 nucleotides long. Its product is annotated as NADH dehydrogenase [ubiquinone] 1 alpha subcomplex subunit 13. Lineage: Eukaryota; Metazoa; Chordata; Testudines; Cheloniidae. Gene Ontology annotation, molecular function: NAD(P)HX epimerase activity. Gene Ontology annotation, cellular component: mitochondrion; respiratory chain complex I. The record is from RefSeq and is a predicted model, not a curated record.